GCGGGGCGUUGAAGCGUCGGAGAUGGGAGAUUGAAAGUGAAGGCGAAGAGAAAGGAGAGGAAAGGGAGGAUGGCAAGCAGGCAGCGCCGCAGCUCGAUUGCUGACAGCUAACGGCUUCGGUAAAGGGAAGGGUACUGAUUCGAUUUCGCGGAGACACGUCCGAUCUUCGUAACUCGGGGAGUACCGUUGCCAAGCCAAGAGAUGAUCGUAAAGUCAGCAAAGUUGCCAGUCAAGAGUCAGAGUCGUGAAUGCUAUCUGCUGAGAAGAGUGAUGUCGGAUCGAACAAGCAACCAGCAAGCACGACUCGCGCCUACUCGAUCGAGACUUUACAUGUACGGCUGUUUGCGCGGUUGCGUGCGCGAGAAGUCGUCGCGACACCCUGGCCUGGCCUGGCCUGUAUGCUCGAUCGACCCUUUGCGCUGCGCUCCUCUUCUGCCGUUGAUGCUCCUCCUCAACAUACGACAUGGCGCGGCUUGCCAUGCAUCAAGAUCGAUGCUGUAUGCGACCGUUGGGCGGGCGUCAGCGAAGCCAACACCACGCCCGCGCAAGCACGCGCGCACGCACGCACGACCGCCGCGUCCUACGGUGCAUGGCUGCAGCUAUAUAGCCUGCUCACCCGCCUGUAUACUUGGGCAUCAGCGUUGGAGCGGGGAAGAGCAGGGCGCGAGUCACGUCUUGAUGUGUGCACAUGCACUGAGAGCAGCCAGCAUGCGUUGACCGUCGGCGGCUGCAUGUCACCGCAUGAUGC
Ceraceosorus guamensis is the source of this 748-nucleotide messenger RNA. RefSeq lists its product as hypothetical. Bases 202 to 717 code for a protein of 171 amino acids. The transcript has a single exon. NCBI's taxonomy places the organism in Eukaryota, Fungi, Basidiomycota, Exobasidiomycetes, Ceraceosorales, Ceraceosoraceae. The record is from RefSeq and is a predicted model, not a curated record.